Molecule: messenger RNA, 617 nt
Organism: Leptomonas pyrrhocoris
Lineage: Eukaryota; Euglenozoa; Kinetoplastea; Trypanosomatida; Trypanosomatidae
Exons: 1
Coding region: 219-617 (132 amino acids)
Source: RefSeq, a predicted model, not a curated record
GAGCGGCCGAUCUCUGGUCGUUGCUUUUGGUGCUCUCUCUCUUUGUUUCAAGUUCCUUGGUCCUCUUUUUUGGGGGCGUUCUAACUUGAAUCACCUUUUAUCCUUUUUCUUUCAAGUCUGUGCUGUUCAACGACGGACAACGUCGCGGAACUCUUAUUGUUAUUUUAGGUGAAUUCCUUUCCUACUUUCAUCUGCAAGUGCUUCGCUCGUUAGUCACGAUGAUGCUGGUGCAGUGGUACACCGGGGCACUUCUGUGCGUUGACGCGUACGAGCUCUAUCGCCUCUGGACCGCCUCGCCGCGCAUGCUGUCCAACGGUGCCUGCUGGUUCGACGCAAGCUCCAACGCACCGAUGGCCCUUGCUCUCUACACCGCGCUUCUCCUGUGUCUGAUGCUCGCUCGCCUAUUCGUUCUCAUCGAGCCGCUUAGUCGCUGGAUGCUGAUGCUCGAGACGAUUCAUGAUGGCAUUCGCGUGCUGCUCUACUCGGCCCUAUUCACCGCAAAGAAAGACGCGUCGCAGGCGAACACGAUGCUAAUCGCUUUUGCGGUGUGGAACACCUUCUUCUAUGGGCGAGCUUACUAUACCACCAUGGUAAUGCUGCGUGAGCACAGUAAGUAG